This is a messenger RNA of Gracilinanus agilis (Agile Gracile Mouse Opossum), 2534 nucleotides long. RefSeq names its product phosphoglucomutase 2 (gene PGM2). The record is from RefSeq and is a predicted model, not a curated record. Gene Ontology annotation, molecular function: magnesium ion binding; phosphopentomutase activity. Gene Ontology annotation, biological process: purine ribonucleoside salvage; carbohydrate metabolic process. The transcript has 14 exons. The coding region runs from base 1 to 1881 and encodes 626 amino acids. NCBI's taxonomy places the organism in Eukaryota, Metazoa, Chordata, Mammalia, Didelphimorphia, Didelphidae.
AUGGCGACCAGAACAGCAGAGGCGGCUGCAGCUGCCGCGGCUAUGUCGGUGGCGGCGGGGGAUGGUCCAGGUGGGGACUCGCGGCUGGACCAGGCGGCCACCCAGUGGCUGCGGUGGGACAAGAAUCCUAAAACUUUAGAAAUGGUGAAACAAAUAAUUGCUAAUAACAAUAGAGGAGAACUACAAAAGUAUUUUGGUUCCCGAAUGGAGUUUGGAACUGCUGGCCUUCGAGCUGCAAUGGGACCUGGAUUUGCACAGAUGAAUGACUUAACUAUUAUUCAGACUACUCAGGGAUUAUGCAGAUAUUUGGAAAAAACAUUCAGUGAUCUAAAGAAAAGAGGUGUGGUGAUUGGCUAUGAUGCCCGAGCUCACCCAUCCAGUGGAGGUGGCAGCAAAAGGUUUGCACAGCUGGCCGCAACAGCUUUUAUUAGUCAGGGGAUUCCUGUGUAUCUCUUUUCUAAUAUAACACCAACUCCCUUUGUGCCCUAUGCCGUCUCCCAUCUGAAUCUUUGUGCAGGAAUCAUGGUCACAGCCUCCCAUAACCCAAAGCAGGAUAAUGGUUAUAAGGUCUAUUGGGAUAAUGGAGCUCAGAUCAUUUCUCCUCAUGAUAAAGGAAUAUCUCAAGCUAUUGAAGAAAAUCUGGAGCCAUGGACUAAAGCAUGGGAUGACAGUAUAAUUAAUAACAACCCACUUCUUCAUGAUCCAUACUCUAUAAUCAAUAAUGAUUACUUUGAAGACCUAAAGAAAUACUGUUUUCACAGAAAUAUCGACCAAUCAACUCCAUUGAAAUUUGUCCAUACUUCUGUUCAUGGAGUAGGCCAUGACUUUGUACAGUCUGCUUUCAAGGCAUUUGACUUUGUUCCUCCUGAUGCUGUUCCUGAACAGAAAGCUCCUGACCCAGAAUUUCCAACAGUGAAAUACCCAAAUCCUGAAGAGGGUAAAGGUGUCUUGACGUUAUCAUUUGCUUUGGCUGAAAAAACACAGGCUAAAAUUAUUUUAGCAAAUGAUCCAGAUGCUGAUAGACUUGCAGUAGCAGAACAGCAAGAAAAUGGUGAAUGGAAAGUGUUUUCUGGAAAUGAGAUGGGAGCUCUUUUAGGUUGGUGGCUCUUUACCUGUUGGAAAGAAAAGAAUCAAGAUCAAAAUGCUCUUAAAGACCUGUACAUGUUAUCCAGCACAGUUUCUUCAAAGAUCCUGAGGGCCAUUGCCUUGAAAGAAGGUUUUCAUUUUGAGGAAACGUUAACGGGCUUUAAGUGGAUGGGAAAUCGAGCAAAACAACUAAUAGACCAGGGAAAAACUGUUCUUUUUGCAUUCGAAGAAGCUAUUGGCUAUAUGUGCUGUCCUUUUGUUCUGGACAAAGAUGGUGUCAGUGCUGCUGUUAUAAGUGCAGAAUUGGCUAGUUUCCUAGCAACUAAGAAUAUGUCUUUGGCUCAGCAACUAAAAGCCAUCUAUGUUGAAUAUGGCUAUCAUAUUACCAAGGCGUCAUACUUUAUUUGCCAUGACCAAAACAUCAUCCAAAACUUAUUUGAAAAUCUUAGAAAUUAUGAUGGAAAGAACAAUUACCCAAAGACUUGUGGCAAAUUUGAAGUUUCUGGAAUUAGGGAUCUCACCACUGGCUAUGAUAGCAGCCAACCUGACAAAAAAGCUAUUCUUCCUACGAGUAAAAGCAGCCAAAUGAUUACUUUUACCUUUGCAAAUGGAGGAGUGGCAACUCUAAGGACCAGUGGAACAGAACCCAAAAUCAAAUAUUAUGCUGAACUCUGUGUGCCUCCUGGAAACAGUGACCAUGAACAGCUAAAGAAAGAAUUAGAAGAACUCGUCAGUGCCAUUGAAGAAUAUUUCUUUCAGCCAGAAAAAAACAAGCUACAGCCUAAGUCGGAGUAAAACAUUACUACACUGUUCACGCUUAUUCUGCAGUUAUGUUGAACUUCACUUAUAAAGCAAUAUUUUUAGAAACCAAAUAAUGCAAAUUGUGACUAAGAUGUUUACAUUUUUACAGAUAGAUCCGUUUCUUAUUGUCUCUAGUUUCUCUAAAUAGGGGGGAAAACAGGCAUAGCAAAACAUUUUUUUUCCUCAACUUUAUAAAGUGUGGUUUUACUAGGACCAAGUGUAUAAAGUUCUUUCUCUGGGCUUCAGAUGAUAUUAUAGGUUAAAUGCAUUUAUUUCCAUAAAUGACUUUUCUGUAUGAUGCUGGCUUUCUCUCAAACCUAGUUUAAUGGAAAAUAACCAAAAAUCUAGGUGUUUACAUUUUUUGAAAGAGGGCAGUUCUUGCCUGUUGUGUAGAAUGGCAAACUAGUUACUAUGUAUAUUUAGGCUUACUUAUGAAGUACAAUGCUACUUAAGAAAUGUAAAGGGAAAGAACAAAAGAAAUGUUUUACUCACAAUCAGGAAAACAUUAAGUGAGUCAAAGCAGCUAAGUGCAUUCUUUAAAGACAUGUUUAAAAGUAGUGAUUAACAAUCUUUGUUUCAAAAACACCAUUGUAUGUUGCAUGUAUUGAAAAAUUUCAACAAUUUUUAUGUUAUUUUAAAAUAAAAUA